Messenger RNA from Cucurbita maxima (winter squash), 1438 nucleotides. RefSeq names its product protein ANTHESIS POMOTING FACTOR 1. Gene Ontology annotation, cellular component: Set1C/COMPASS complex. Bases 63 to 1061 code for a protein of 332 amino acids. NCBI's taxonomy places the organism in Eukaryota, Viridiplantae, Streptophyta, Magnoliopsida, Cucurbitales, Cucurbitaceae. The record is from RefSeq and is a predicted model, not a curated record. Gene Ontology annotation, molecular function: chromatin binding; protein binding. The transcript is spliced from 12 exons.
AGAAGAGCCCGCUCAGAUGAGAUCAUCAUCAGAUUUGGAAGAGGAGGGCUAAAUUUUCAUCAAUGGGAGGGGCUCAAUCCGAAAGGGAGGAGAAAGUGUCUCUGGAGCUAACCGAAGAAACGCUUCAGAGUAUGGAAGUCGGCAUGACAUUCAGAGACUAUAAUGGUAGAAUCAGUUCAAUGGACUUUCAUAGGACUUCAAGCUAUCUGGUGACUGCAAGUGAUGAUGAAUCCAUCCGACUUUAUGAUGUUGGUAGUGCAACAUGUUUGAAAACAAUUAACAGCAAAAAGUAUGGGGUUGAUCUGGUUUGCUUCACUUCUCAUCCUACAACAGUGAUUUAUUCUUCAAAAAAUGGGUGGGAUGAAUCUCUGCGGCUUCUCUCCUUGAACGACAAUAAGUAUCUGCGGUACUUUAAAGGACACCACGACAGAGUUGUAUCACUCAGCUUAUGUGCUCGCAAAGAAUGCUUUAUAUCCGGCUCUCUUGAUCAAACUGUUUUGCUUUGGGAUCAAAGGGCAGAGAAAUGCCAGGGUCUUUUGCGUGUACAAGGAAAGCCAACUACUGCUUACGACGAACAAGGUGUAGUUUUUGCUAUUGCCUAUGGAGGUUACAUAAGGAUGUUUGAUUCUCGCAAAUAUGAGAAGGGUCCUUUUGAUAUAUUUUCUGUUGGGGAAGACGUAUCUGACACAAAUGUUGUAAAGUUCAGCAAUGAUGGGAGACUCAUGUUGUUGACAACUUCUGAUGGGCAUAUUCAUGUUCUUGAUUCUUUUCGAGGAACACUAUUAUCCACUUACAAUGUAAAACCCAUUUCAAGCAAUUCAACGUUGGAGGCAUCUUUUAGCCCGGAGGGAAUGUUUGUGAUAUCAGGUUCGGGAGAUGGCAGUGUUUAUGCAUGGAGUGUAAGGAGUGGAAAAGAGGUUGCAAGCUGGAUGAGUUCUGAAAUGGAACCUCCCGUCAUAAAGUGGGCUCCGGGAAGUCUAAUGUUUGCGACUGGAUCUUCUGAACUGUCAUUUUGGAUACCUGAUUUGUCUAAACUGGGAGCAUACGUAGACAGAAAGUAGAAAUCUUGUAAUUUGCAUCAUCGUUGUUAAACACCGGUGAAACGACCUCUCUAACAUCAGUCAUGGGGGACAUGGCAGCCUGUAGAUAGCAUCCUCUUUUUCAAAUCUUGUCUCAGAGAGGAUGUACAAUAGAAAAGGAGCAGGAACUCUGCAUUGUAUCUUUGGUUAUCACCAAAACAAGGUUUUCAUAAUCAUUAUCGGUGCUUAACUAGCCACCCGACAUCAACGCUUGAACUUUUAACUAGCUUACUCUGAUAGAAAGUAUCUAAAAGAUGUAAAUCAUGAAAGGAAGACUGUUCUUAAGCUGAUACGUGAUUAUAGAACCCAAUAUGUUCACAAUCCCAUUAUUGAUUUGAAGCAGCCGAAUUUUUUGUUUU